Dendrobium catenatum is the source of this 3820-nucleotide messenger RNA. RefSeq lists its product as uncharacterized. Lineage: Eukaryota; Viridiplantae; Streptophyta; Magnoliopsida; Asparagales; Orchidaceae. The transcript is spliced from 4 exons. The coding region runs from base 314 to 3445 and encodes 1043 amino acids. The record is from RefSeq and is a predicted model, not a curated record. Gene Ontology annotation, molecular function: protein binding; metal ion binding.
CGACCAGGGUUUGCUUUUCUUCUUCGUUGCUGUUGGACUUCGCCUGCUUCGCGUCAGAGACGUUCCCUUCUUGUCAGAUCGGAAGUAUUACGUUCCAAGACGUUCUUCCUGUUGGAUCGGAAGGAGCGACGGGAGCUUGCUCGCUGCGAAGUGCCGAGGAAGAAGCUUUUUUGGGGAUUUCUUUGUGCAAUGGGCUAUUAAGAAAAGUGGAAUGAAAGAGGAAAAAUAUCUCUAUUGAAAACUUUCUGAAACGGUAUUCUAUUAUUUUAUCCGACUAACUUUGACAUUGGAUUCUUAUACGUAAAUUGGGGCAAUGUUGGAAAAAAUUGGUUUGCCUGCAAAACCAUCAAUGCGAGGAGCAAAUUGGGUGAUUGACGCAUCACACUGUCAGGGUUGUUCUUCUCAGUUCACCUUUUUUAAUAGAAAGCAUCACUGCCGCAGAUGUGGUGGCAUAUUUUGCAAUAGCUGCACCCAACAAAGAAUGGUUUUACGUGGGCAAGGCGAUUCUCCAGUAAGGAUAUGUGAUCCCUGUAAAAAGCUUGAAGAGGCUGCUCGAUUUGAGCAGAGAUAUGGACAUAAGAAUCGUGCUACAAAAGGUAAUUCCAAGCAGAUACUAAAGACUGAGGAUGAACUUCUUGGUGAGAUUUCAGGAACUAAUGGGAAGCAUUUGAUGCCUUCUAGAAAUGAACCGCACAUCCUUUUGGAUUCCCAAGGAACCUCAAGUACCUCCAAUGCAAGUUCGAGUGUGUUAUCAGAUAAUUCAGGUGGAGGAGUUUGUAGUAUUUCUGUUGAAGGGCGUGAUGAUGUCCUCAUUGAUAGUGAAGGCAGUAGCCCAGAGGAUUUACGCCAGCAAGCAAUGGAAGAGAAGAAAAGGUAUAGGAUUCUGAAGGCAGAAGGCAAGUCUGAGGAAGCACUUAAAGCCUUCAAACAUGGGAAAGAAUUAGAGCGGCAAGCUGGUGCUCUGGAGAUUGCAAUUAGGAAAAACCGUAGAACUGCUGGAAAAGUUUCAAACAGCAGCAGCAGCAGGGUUAGCACGGAUAGUAUGGAUGACAAUGAAGCACUUGACAGUCAGAAAAAAGUCACCUCGUCAAGGAAUAAAGAGGUGAAGAAGGAUGAUCUCUUCACCGAGCUUAAGCAACUGGGGUGGUCUGAUGCUGAACUUCAUGAUGCGGGAAAAAAGCCAGUCAAGCUUAGCUUGGAAGGUGAACUCUCGAAUCUUCUGGGAGAGACUUUUCAGAAAUCAGAAAUUGGUAGGAAAAAAGGUGGUGUUGAUAAUACUCAGGUUGUUGCUCACAAGAGGAAGGCUUUAUUAUUAAAACGAGAAGGAAAGCUUGCUGAAGCUAAAGAAGAACUGAAGCAGGCUAAGAUAUUGGAAAAGCAGCUUCAAGAGCAGGAGUUUCUGGUUGAGGCUUCAGAUUCGGAGGAUGAGCUCUAUACUUUAAUACAGAAUAUGGGCAAUGACAAUCAAGAUGAUCUAAUGUUAGAUAAUGAUCUUGAUGUUGGUGCAAACUUUGAACACUUUCUUAGUGCCUCGGAUGAUAUACCUAUUGAUGACAAUUUAGAGGUAACAGAGGAUGAUAUGAAUGAUCCAGAGAUUGGUGAUGCCUUGAGAUUAUUUGGUUGGUCUGAACAAGAUGAUCAGCAUGAACAAAGGGAUGCAUCAGAAUCUGUUCCUUUCGAUCAAGAAGGAUUGCAAGCCAAAAUCCUUAAUCUGAAGAAGGAGGCGCUUAGCCAGAAACGGGCUGGAAAUGCUCCUGAAGCAAUGUCUCUUCUUAAGAAGGCAAAGCUUCUUGAACAGGACCUUGAAACCUUUCAGUCUGAUACAAAUAUGCCUGAACCGGGAUUUCCACAGAAGAUGCAUGAUAAUCAAAUUAAUGCACCUAAAAGUAAGAUGGUGAUUCAGAAGGAGUUACUAGCCUUGAAAAAGAAAGCACUUACUUUGAGAAGGGAAGGACGUUUAGAGGAGGCAGAAGAGGAACUAAAAAAGGGCAAGGUUCUUGAGCAGCAGUUGGAAGAGCUUGAGAAUACUUCAAAGAAACAUGUAAAUAUACCAACCCAGAAACGCAUGGAGCCUACCCGUGUCCAAGAUAGUGCUAUUGGCACCUUUGAUCUUGGAGUAGAUAGUGCAGAAAUAGAUGUAACUGAACAAGAUAUUCACGAUCCUGCAAUGUUAUCAGCUUUGCAGAACUUGGGGUGGAAUGAUGAUGAAUCUGUUUCGCUAAUCGGAACAAAUUUUGCUUCCAAUCCAUCCAACAGCCAAUCUGUGAAUGAAAGUGUGCCUGCUGCAAUGCCUUGGAAGUCGAUGAAAAACAAAGCAGAAAUUCAGAGGGAAUUAUUAGCUAUUAAAAGGAAGGCCCUUUCCUUGAGACGUCAAGGGAAGACCGAGGAAGCUGAGGAAGAGUUGGAGAGGGCAAAGGAUCUGGAAAAGCGAUUGGCAGACCUGGAAUCACGAAGUUCAGGAUCUCUGGUUCAGCCGGAAACACAUAAUAUUGUUAAUGAUAAUUCAAGUAGAAUAUUGGAUGUCAAAACGAAUAAGAUACUUGACACUGCAAAACCUCCUGAAGCACUUUCUGUUCUAGGUUCUAAAGUACAGUCACCUGAAACAUAUAGUUCUGAAGUUGAAAUGGCAAGGGAAGCUGUCUCUGUUUUACCUGAACUGGGUCAAAAUAUUGGAGUCAAGAGCAAACGGAAUGGUGAACAUGUUUCACUUAAAAUUGAAAAUUCCUUUAGUAUUAUGCACGAAACUAAUGGGAUCAGCGGUUACAGAGAUGAGAUCCUAGCUCAUAAGAGAAAUGCUCUUGCUCUGAAGAGGGAAGGAAAGUUGAUGGAAGCCAGAGAGGAACUCAGAAAAGCAAAGCUUUUGGAAAAGAGUCUUGAAGAAGGUCAGGAAAGCUGUAAAGAUGAUAAGCCUGCUCUAGUUUCUACUUUUGAAAGCACUUCAAUUGUGCAAGAAACCAGUAGAACUCAUUUGCAGAAACCAUCAAGUCGCGACCGUUUCAAACUGCAGCAGGAAUCCCUCGCUCAUAAGCGCAAUGCUUUGAAGCUGCGAAGAGAAGGAAAGAUACAGGAAGCAGAGGCUGAGUUUGAAAAGGCUAAAGAACUUGAGAAUCAAUUGGAAGAAUUUGGUGCCCAGGCUCCUAGCAGUAGUGUCAUAGGCAUUGAUGCCGUUGGGGAUCUUCUUGAUCCUCAGCUCAUGUCUGCCCUUAAAUCCAUUGGAUGGGAUGAAAAGGAUCUUGUAUCCAAAACUUCAGAGAAUCCACAAUCCCAGUUAGCCAAGGAAAAGGUUCCAGAUCAAUCUAACCUGGACAGAUUCCACCUUGAAGAACAGAUAAAGGCUACUAAGCUUCGUGCUCUUAAUCUGAAGAGAGCUGGAAAACAAGAUGAAGCUCUUGAAGCUCUCCGUUCCGCGAAAAAACUCGAAAAGAAAUUGGGUUUGAUGACUUGAAAAACUGAUAUUUAUCCUUUCAAUGUUUUCAUCAUGCAAUGAAUUUAACUUGAGUUAGGAUAGAGCUUGUGAGAAGCUGAUCUGCAAAAAAUAAUUCAGCCUUGAAGGUCAUGAAACCAUGAGCCCACAAUCAUCUGGAUGAAUUUCAUGGCUAUAUUGCUUUGUACAUUGGAGAUUUUAGUGGCUGAUUUGUACUGUGAUUAGAGUCCUCAAAGGUUGUUAUAUACUUGCAAUAAAUAUUAUAAAGUUGUGCUGCUAGCAUUCUUAUGGUUUAUGGCUUCCAGUGACAGCACUCAGUGUGUUGUCAAUUUUACUGAACAUACUUGAAGAAUUUAUUCUAUAACAAUUCCUCUAUAGCAGAUUUGAGUUGCAAAA